Messenger RNA from Bicyclus anynana (squinting bush brown), 4084 nucleotides. RefSeq lists its product as uncharacterized. NCBI's taxonomy places the organism in Eukaryota, Metazoa, Arthropoda, Insecta, Lepidoptera, Nymphalidae. The transcript is spliced from 16 exons. The coding region runs from base 93 to 1952 and encodes 619 amino acids. The record is from RefSeq and is a predicted model, not a curated record. Gene Ontology annotation, biological process: cGMP biosynthetic process; receptor guanylyl cyclase signaling pathway; intracellular signal transduction. Gene Ontology annotation, molecular function: guanylate cyclase activity; peptide receptor activity.
GGAGGAUGCACGCAGCUCUGUCUAUCGGAGUUCAAAGUUUUUCGGAAAAUAAAGACUUUUGUGAAUAGUGUUUAAAGGUUUUUGCUUCCGAAAUGGCGCCUCCCAAACAACUGAAGUCAGCUGACGUCAGCAACGGGUCGAAGUUCCGCCAUUGGUGUCACAGCCGCCGCUGCCAGCUGUGGCGGCUGUUGCUGCUGCCUUUCAUCCCGAUCCUGGCCCUCAUCGUGCAGACCACCUUCUCCUUGAGGAGUAGCCUCACCAAUGGCAUGGAGGUCGCAGAUGUCGAGGAGCAGGUCAGCCGAGCUACUGAACUUGGCAAACUGGUUACUAGGUUACAGCAGGAGAGAUCUGAAGUGGCGUUCUUUAUAUUCACUAAUGGCAGCACUUUGCGGUCCAACUUGACCCAGCGGUUUGCUGGCACCGACAGCGCGAUCGAGCAGAUGGGCGAGCUGCCUUUGCUGACCUUCAAGAAUCGCAUAGCACCUGUCGCCGGUCAUGUCUUUCUGGAGGAGCUUUAUGGACUCAGAGCCAAAAUCAACCCUGGUACCAACAUGACGGAGGCGGUGGAGUGGUACACCAACGCCAACGCUGCCCUUCUGACUCACCUCACCAAGGAGAUCAAAGACACUGACAGCAGCACUAUAUGGAGGUACCUUGUUGGAUUUAAGAACUUGCUAAGAAGUAUAGAGUGCAAGGGGAUAGCUUCGGUUCUUGGCAUCAACUACUUCGCCUGGGGCUUUCUUCAACCUAAAGCGCAUGAGAGGUACAUAAGCCACAUGGUACUCGGUAGAGACUUGCUGGACAACACGCUGAACCUUGUCCCGUCACUCAUCCCUCUACACAUGGACAUCAAGGAGGAUAGCCCCGAAUACCAAGUCUUGGAGAGAAAGAAUCAGCAAAUAGUGGACAAUAAGGCGCAGCCCGGCAGCGUCAGUGAGGCGAUAGAGUACUUUGACCAGACAGCCACGCUGCUCGGGAAACUGAGAGCAGUCCAAAAACAACUCAGGGAAUAUAUAAGGGAAGGCGUGAACCACAGCCUCCGGGAGGCUCGUCGCAGCGAGGCUGUGUGCGCCGGCAUCCUGUUUCUGGUGUGUGUGGUGUCUCCCAUCAUCAUCGCCCUCGUCAGGAACGCUGUCAACACCAUACAGGUAUACGCGCGAAACCUGUCAGAAAAGGCCAGGGAGUUGGAGUACGAGAAAGAGUUGAGCGACUCCCUCCUCUACCAGAUGUUGCCUGCCACCGUCGCUAAGCAGUUGAAGCAGACUCAACAGGUACCGGCGGAGUUUUUCUCGUCUGUGACUGUGUACUUCAGUGACAUCGUGGGGUUCACAGCCAUUGCCGCCGUGUCAACGCCUUACCAGGUGAUAAGCUUCCUGAACUCUGUGUACAAGCUUUUCGACGAGAGAAUCGAAUGCUACGACGUGUACAAGAUCGAGACUAUCGGGGACUCCUACAUGGUCGCCUCUGGACUUCCCGUCAGAAAUGGCAACAAACAUGCCACGGAAAUUGCCAGUAUGGCGCUGGAGCUGCUGGAGGCGACGGCCAUGUGUCGCUUGCCGCACCGCCCCGAUCAGGCUCUGUGUAUGAGGAGCGGAAUACACACCGGGCCGUGCGUGGCCGGCAUCGUAGGCACCAAGAUGCCUCGCUACUGUCUCUUCGGAGACACCAUCAACACUGCUAGCAGGAUGGAGAGCACCGGGGAACCGAUGAAGAUACAAAUAUCUGGAGACGUAAAGCGUGCUCUGGACAAGACCGGACGCUUCGUCACUACGCCACGAGGGGUCGUCGAUGUGAAGGGUAAAGGUGAAAUGACGACGUAUUGGUUGGAAGGUCGGACCGGUCCGUCCCCUGUACGGCCCGCCACCGCCCUGGACUGCACGCCUAGCUUCCUCGCCCGGAUCCACUCGCAAGGCCGAACCUCACCCAGAUACCACGCCGAUAACAAAAUUUGAAAUAAACGUUAAUUUUAAUGUUUAAUUUAUAUUAAACUAUCUGACGCAUGAGUCCCGUUCCCGAAGAAAUAUGGGUAAUAUACCCUUCCUCGAGAAAUGGGCUAUCUAACACUGAAAGAAUUUUACAAAUCGGACGAGUAGUUCCUAAACUUAGCGCGUUCAAACAAACAAACAAACAAACUCUUUAUAAUAUUAGUAUAGAUUAUAAAAGAGGCCAGCGACUCCGUCCGCUUGAAAUUCUGUUUUCAAUCUGAAAGAGUUUUUGGUGCCACAAAAGAAUGUAAUGAGCCUAUUUGACUUGGCACAGACUUCAAAAAGUUUAUGUAGUAGUUUUUUUUUUCAAAUCCUAGGGCUUUUAAUGUAGGUAGGUAAGUAUAUCUAAAAGUAAGUAACUGUGAGUCGUGUUUGGCGGUUAAAUAUUUUUAUAAACAACAGUUUGUAAAAUAUAUAUAUAACUUCCAAAGUUAUCCUGUCUGCCUGUCUAUUGUAAUAAAUAGCUAUAUUGUGAAAUUUGGUCUGUGUCUUAUGGACAUUGGGGACUCUACCUACGGUUAGUAAUCGCUAACAAUUGAAAUGCACCAAGAGUUUAAUGACAUUAAUUAAUGAAUCAUACAUCAAGUUAUUUUCUUAGGUUUUGUAUAUUAUAUACCUAAUAUAAUUGUCAUAACUUUAGUAGUAGAGUACAUAAUAUACUUCUAUCAUUAGAUAUCUUCAAAGAUUUAAUAGCCUUCAGGCCGCAACUCUCACUAGUUACCACUCUACUGACCAAGUACCGGCAAGCGAUUUAGCAUUCCGGUACGAUGGGUAGAAUCUUCAUUCUACCCAUACUUCUGACGGUUUCUAAAUCAACCUACUUCGUACCUCAUCUAAAUCAACCCGCUAACAUAUUAAAUUGCAUCUUCACUUAACACCUGAUGAGUUCACGUUCAUGUUCAUCAUAUCGUUAAAUGAAAAAAGUAUUUUUUUUUUAUUCUUUACGUGUUAGCUUUUAGCAAUCUCACCUGAUGGUAAGUGAUGAUGCAAUCUAAGAUGGAAGCGGACUAACUUGUCAGGAGGAGGAUGAAAAUCCAAACCCCUUUUGGUUUCUACACGACAUCGUACCGGAAUACUAAAUCGCUUGGCGGUACGCCCUUGCCGGUAGAGUGGUAACUAACCACGGCCGAAGCCUUCCACCAGCCAAAAAUCUAUAUAUACUUAUAAUAAAACUGUAACAGGUCAAAUUCUAUACAUUCAACAUGUUUUGAAAUUUUUAUUUGGAGGGCAUUAAACGUAUAUUCGAUACUGAAUAAGCCAAAAAUAUAUUUCUUUAAUUUUUUGUCUGUCUAUCUGUCUGAUCGGGUAUCACGCUGAAACUACCGAAUGAAUUUAAAUGAAACUUGGAACGAUUUGAGACCAUAAAAGUAGGUGUGGCGAAAAUUAAACCAGAAGGGGGUGAAACAGGGUUUUAAGUUUAUUUAGAAAGCCCUUCAUGUUUCAAGUUUCAUUUGUAAAAAUUGUGUUAUGCAUACUAAAAAAUAUUAAAAAUAACCCCCAUUCAAGAUGUUUCAAAAUUCUACCCACUCUAUACUAUUUAUGGGUUUUUCGAUUUUAACGCGGACGAAGUCCCCUACUAUAAUAUAAUUAUUCACUGGACCAAGUAGAACAACUAGACCAGGCAGAUUUUUUUUCAGGAUUACUGUCGAUUUGAUAUUUUCGGUUUUUCCAAACCACCUGGCUAGGAAAUAGUGGGAUUUUUUUUAAUACACUAAAUUAUUAGGAUUUUUUGCAAAGGUACAGUACUCUUGAGACAAUCUAAAAAUUGUUUAUACUAAAGAUAAAAAAAAAGUAUUUUUUGCAAAGAAAAAGUCGAUAAGGAACUUUUUAAUAUAAUACAAAAAAUUCGCUACUCCCCAGCUCAUUACUUUCUACUAUAUUAGACACAGGACAAGAUUUAGCUUGCCUCAAAUACCUACCAAAAAUAGCCACCUAGGUCCUGAAUCUGACAAAUUAUGAGCAUUUUGUAACCUAUGAAGUAAAGUAUAAUAUCAAAUUGAGUGUUGUAGAAGCAGCUUCAAUAAAUAUCGAAUUAAUUAAAUUUAAAAAUUUAAUGAUAAAAAAAUUUUGUAAUUGAUGGUAAUAAUAAACAAUGGAUG